CUUCCCCACUGUUUCUUAGUUUCUUUCUUCUCUUUUUCUAACUUAUCUCUUCUCCCACUCCGACUCUCUCUCUCUCUCUCUACCUAUAUAUUUUUCUAUUCCCCAAAUUUGUCCCAUACCUCCUCUCGCUCUGAAACCCUUGGCCCAGCAUAAUCUCUCUGCAUCGUCUCAGCUUCAAUCCACUCGGUAGGCAAUCGGAGAACGAAGUGUAAUCGAGAGGGCGUCUCAUCCAGCAUUUGUUUCACUUCCAGUCCAAUCUCGCUUUCGCCGAUUUCUCCACCCACAUGGCAUCUGGAUCGUCGGGUCGACCCAGCUCGGGUUCCAAGGGAUUCGAUUUCGCCUCCGAUGACAUCCUGUGCUCUUACGACGACUUCGCCAAUCAGGAAUCCUCCAAUGGAACUCAUUCCGAUCCCAUCCCCGCCUCCAAUCCCUCCAAGGGUUUUGAGAAAAACAGGUUGUCUAGGACAUCUGGUUACCAACCUGCUUCCUACGGCCAGGCUGAUGAUUCCUUCCUCCAAGAUGUGAUCUCUGCGGUCGAGAGGAAUAUGAAAAGGCAUUCCGAAAACCAGAUGCGCUUUCUUGAAGGAAUCAGUUCCCGCCUCUCCCAGUUGGAGUUAUAUUGUUACAAUCUCGAUAAGUCAAUUGGAGAAAUGCGAUCUGAUUUAACUCGCGACCAUUCCGAGACAGAUACAAAGCUCAAAGCGGUCGAGAAACAUCUUCAAGAGGUUCACAGAUCUGUCCAGAUUCUAAGGGAUAAGCAAGAACUUGCCGAUACUCAGAAAGAACUAGCUAAACUUCAGCUUGUGCAGAAGGAAUCCUCUUCAACAACCCAUUCACAGUCUACUGAGGAGAAAAAAGCUUCACCACCACCUGCUUCUGAUCCAAAAACGAACGAAAACACCUCUGAAGCACAUAACCAACAAUUGGCUCUUGCUCUUCCACAGCAGCAUCAGCAGCAGAUAUCUGCUCCCCCGCCCUCUCAAUCCCCUCAACAGACUGUGGCACAACAACAACCUCAGACCUAUUAUCUUCCAACAGGCCAGCCAUCUCAGAGCCCAUACAUGCCUCCCGAUUCUCAAUAUAGAUCAAACCAAAUGCAAGCGAUGCCAUCUCAACCAGCUCCAGUGCAAGUAAGUCAGGCACCACCACAGCCUAGCCAGCAGCAAUAUCAUCCUCAGUAUCAACAGCAGUGGUCUCAACAGCCGACCCCAAUGCAGCACCCCCAAGUGAGGCCGCCACCUUCAAACGCGGUUUACUCUCCCUAUCCUCCUCAUGGUCAAUCAUCAACCGCUGCUGCCGCUGCUGCUCCACCACAAGAGACCAUGUCGAGCAGCAUGCCCAUCCCUUCAUCUUACUCUACAGUUCCACAGCCUUAUGGGUAUGGUGGAACGGUGAGGCCAGCUCCUCAGCAGCAGCUUCAACAACCUCAACAAAUUAAGGUCCCAUUUGGGGGUCAAUCGGGUGAUGGAUUCACAACUACUGGACCACAUGGUGCCCUCCCACCUGGGAGUGCAUAUGUGGUGUAUGAAGGUGAAGGGGGUAGGGCUCAUUUUUCACAAGGUGGGUACCACCCUCCACCAAACCUCCCUCUCCAGAGUUCUCAGCAGCCAGGUGGCGCAGCACCAGCAGCUCCUAUUCCUAACAUGAUGCCCAGAAACCCUGGGCAGGGCCAGUUUAUCCGCAACCAUCCCUACAAUGAAUUGAUCGAGAAGUUGGUGAACAUGGGUUUCAGAGGGGAUCAUGUGAUGGGCGUGAUUCAGAGGAUGGAGGAAACUGGGCAGCCCGUGGAUUUCAAUGCAGUGCUUGACAGGUUAAGUGUGCAUUCUUCUGGGAGCUCUCAGAGAGGGUGGUCAGGAUGAAAAGAGGUGUGUUGUGUCUCUUCAAGAGUCGGCAGCUGUGGUUGUCAAUGUUAUGUGUUGAGUUGAAUAAAUGAUGAUGAAUGGACAAAGUGAGAAUGUAAAUGUGUAUCUACAUUAGUAGUUUCUGUGCUAGGGCUACAUUUUUUUUUUUUACUGCCAAGUGAUGGGUGGAGUUGUUCCCUGUGGUUUUAGGAAGAGGGAACUCCAUUUUCUACUCUCGUUAGUGUUGUGUGUUGUCUUCUCUUGUAGGUCGCUUGGAUGGGGCGGUUACUGCUUUGCUGCCCUUGAGCGAACCAUUGAACAUUCGCAAUAAAGCUGACUUUGUUGGAAGUUGGAUCCAUUGUUGCAUUUGUGUCUUUGUUUCCUAUGCAU
Linum tenue is the source of this 2231-nucleotide messenger RNA. NCBI's taxonomy places the organism in Eukaryota, Viridiplantae, Streptophyta, Magnoliopsida, Malpighiales, Linaceae. The record is from the annotation of a GenBank genome assembly.